Verticillium alfalfae VaMs.102 is the source of this 636-nucleotide messenger RNA. RefSeq lists its product as hypothetical. The record is from RefSeq and is a predicted model, not a curated record. The transcript has 2 exons. Bases 1 to 636 code for a protein of 211 amino acids. NCBI's taxonomy places the organism in Eukaryota, Fungi, Ascomycota, Sordariomycetes, Glomerellales, Plectosphaerellaceae.
AUGAUGCGCAGGAACAGGAGGACGAGCUUUCUCGGGAGCGCAAAGCGGCUGAGGACCGUCUCAAGGCGCUCGAGGAGCAGGAAGAAGGCCGCGCUGGCAGAGGCCAAGGAGAAGGAAUCUAAGCUCGCCGCCCGUCGGGCAGAGAUCGAAGCGGCCCGCCAGCGGGAGCUGGAGCUGCAGCGCCAGCUCGAGGCGAUGAACGAUGACGACGACUCGUCCUCUGAUGAUGACGAUGGCCCCGAGCACCUCACGCCGCAGGCUUCCACGCCGACACAGGCUGGCAGCCAGAUCGGCAGCCAGGAGCUCGAGCGGAGGGCCUCACCGCCUCCUGCCGCGCCUGUGAUCUCGCCGCCAGCCAUCACCACCACCAGCCCUCCGGCUGAUGCUGAGAGCAAGAACCCUUACUUCCGUAUGGCUGCGGCACCCUCAGCACCCGCGGCGCCCGCAGCCCCUGCACCUCCUGCACCCCCUGCUCCCGUUGGCGAUGCGUCUACCAACCCGUUCCACCGCAUGACGCAGGAGGCCAAGGCUGAGCGACCGCCUGCGGCGGCCCCCACAGGGACCAUUCUCGCGCAAGCGUCAAGAAGAGGACGACUGGGGGGUCCGGAUAAGGACGACGAGGGACGACUCGGAUGA